AUGUCCUUCAGUCCGCUUCCAACAGAGGACACCUCCAAUGGUUGUUCGCCCUCGAUAAAGACCAAAGGAGACCAGGAGUCUAUGAAGCUAAAGAAGGAGAUCUCCCUGCUCAACGGGGUUUGCUUGAUCGUGGGCAACAUGAUCGGCUCGGGCAUCUUCGUGUCACCCAAGGGCGUCCUAAUCCACAGCGCCUCCUACGGCCUGUCUCUAGUGGUGUGGACCGUCGGCGGCAUUUUCUCAGUCUUCGGGGCCCUGUGCUAUGCGGAGCUGGGGACUACCAUCACAAAAUCGGGGGCCUCCUACGCAUACAUCCUGGAGGCUUUCGGGGGUUUCCUGGCCUUCAUCCGCUUGUGGACAUCACUGCUUAUCAUCGAGCCCACCAGCCAGGCUGUCAUCGCCAUUACCUUCUCCAACUACAUGGUGCAACCCAUCUUCCCCACCUGCAUAGCACCCUACGUGGCCAACCGGCUGCUGGCGGCCGCUUGCAUAUGUUUGUUGACCUUCGUGAACUGCGCCUAUGUGAAAUGGGGAACCAGGGUACAGGACUUCUUUACCUACGCCAAAGUCAUCGCCCUUAUUGCAGUCAUCAUCACAGGCCUGGUCAAGAUCUUCCAAGGUCACACACAGAACUUUGAGGGCCUCUUUGAAGGGUCUUCCCAGGAUCCAGGAGACAUCGCUCUGGCUCUCUACUCUGCUUUGUUCUCAUACUCCGGAUGGGACACGCUCAACUUUGUUACCGAGGAGAUCAAGAACCCGGAAAGGAAUCUGCCACUGGCUAUCGCCAUUUCCAUGCCAAUUGUGACAGUCAUCUACAUCUUAACCAACGUGGCCUACUACACCAUCCUACCCAUGAACGCAAUCUUGGACAGCGAUGCCGUCGCAGUGACCUUCGCAGACCAGGUGUUCGGAGUGAUGAACUGGACCAUUCCCUUGGCGGUGGCUCUAUCAUGCUUCGGAGGACUUAACGCUUCCAUUCUGGCAUCUUCCAGGCUGUUUUUCGUGGGCUCCAGAGAGGGUCACCUGCCUGACAACCUGUGCAUGAUUCAUGUGCAUCGCUACACGCCAAUCCCGGCGCUGCUCUUCAACGGAGUCAUGGCUCUGAUCUACUUGUGCGUGGAGGACGUCUUCAAGCUCAUCAACUACUACAGUUUCAGCUAUUGGUUCUUUGUCGGCCUUUCCAUUCUAGGACAGCUUUACCUGCGCUGGAAGCAGCCUGACAGAAAGAGGCCAUUGAAGCUCAGCUUGGUCUAUCCGAUCAUUUUUUGCCUCCUCACCAUAUUCCUGGUAGUCGUGCCAUUGUACAGCGACACGGUCAACUCCUUGAUUGGCAUCGGCAUUGCCUUGUCCGGCGUGCCGGUUUACUUCCUGUGCUGCUACACUCCCGCCCACAAAAGGCCAUUGUGGUUACGAAGUAUCAUCGCAAAGUCUGGGGUGCUCAUCCAAAAGGUCUGCUUCUCGGUUUUAACAGAAGUGGACGUCGAUCACAAUGACUGA
This is a messenger RNA of Nerophis lumbriciformis (worm pipefish), 1494 nucleotides long. The record is from RefSeq and is a predicted model, not a curated record. NCBI's taxonomy places the organism in Eukaryota, Metazoa, Chordata, Actinopteri, Syngnathiformes, Syngnathidae.